UCCUCCUGUUCCAGACUCUUCCUGCCCCUCCAUUCUCCCUUUCUUCUGCCCCAGCCUGGCUCACUCCCUCUUCCUCCUCCUCGCUCCCUGACUCAGCCUGUCUCAUUCCCCCUCCUCUGUAUCACAGCCUCCCCCUCCCUCCUUUUCCUCGUGUCCCCUCUGUGCCCCCAGGCCUCCCUCCUUCUUUUCCCCUCCCUGUCCCAUACUCCCAUUACUUCUCCUGCCUCUCUCAUUUUCCGCCAGUCCCCUCUCUCCUCGUCUCCAUUCUCUCUUCUCCAACCCCACCCCCAUAUUCUUCCUCCUUCUAAUCUCCGCUUCCUCUCUCCCUAUGCCCCCUCUGUCAUUCCUUCUUCCCCUUGCAACCCAUCCAGCUGUUCAAUUAAUCCAGUCUAUCUUUGUGUCUGAUGGUGAGUGUUAUCUGCUGCUGCCUGGCAUGAGGUCGGGCUCUGAGAUUCCCACCUGCAUAUUCCCCUCGUAAUGGCUCUGCUGGGGAGCAGCAGAUACUUCCAAAAAAUGCCUGAAAGACGCUUCAAGCUGUAGAAACUGUUACAGAAAAACACAACAUAUAGCUCUGGGACUUUUGGAGUUAAGCUGUCAAAAUGGAGGAAAAUAAAGAAAGUAAUAGUAAAAAUGUCGAUGUAAGACCCAAAACCACCCGUAGUAGGAGUGCAGACAGAAAGGAUGGUUACGUAUGGAGUGGAAAGAAGCUCUCAUGGUCAAAAAAGAAUGAGAAUUGUUCUGAUGGUGAAGCAGCAAGUAGUGCAGGAAAACCAGUGGCUGGUUUAAGGAACCAAGAGAGGAAGCACAGCUGUUCAUCUAUUGAACUGGACUUAGAUCGUUCAUGUGGCCACAGAUUUUUAGGCCGGUCUCUUAAACAGAAAUUGCAAGAUGCUGUGGGACAGUGUUUUCCUAUAAAGAAUUGUAGCAGUCGGCACGCUUCAGUGCUUCCAUCAAAGAGAAAAAUUCAUAUCAGUGAAUUAAUGCUAGAUAAGUGUCCUUUCCCACCUCGAUCAGAGCUAGCUUUUCGAUGGCAUUUAAUUAAAAGACAUACUGCCCCCAUAAGUCAAAAAUCAGAAGAUUGGAUAAUCACUGAUUUAUCCCAAAGUGAAGAGACAGAUGAUCAGCUGAGAGAUGGAGAGAGCACAGAUCGGGGAGGAAACACUUUCUCACAGCCAUGUGACAUUUCAGAUAGCAACUCCUGUAAAUGUGAUCCUAGGACUGAAUCGGUUAUGAGUAAGGUGUUAAAGAACAAUAAAGACGAGAGUGAUAUGGACUCUGAUGAUGAAGUUAUAACACUUUGCACAAGUUCUAGAAAGAGGAACAAACCCAAAUGGGAAACGGAUGAUGAGCUGCUACAGUUGGAAACUCCUCCCAAAUACCAUACCCAGAUUGAUUAUGUCCACUGUCUUGUCCCAGACCUUCUCCAGAUCAAUAAUAAUCCAUGCUACUGGGGUGUAAUGGACAAAUAUGCAGCUGAGGCACUACUAGAAGGAAAGCCAGAAGGAACUUUUUUACUACGAGACUCUGCCCAAGAAGACUAUUUGUUUUCUGUUAGUUUUAGACGCUAUAGUCGUUCUCUUCAUGCAAGAAUUGAACAGUGGAAUCAUAACUUCAGCUUUGAUGCUCAUGAUCCUUGUGUCUUCCAUUCUCCUGACAUUACUGGUCUCUUAGAGCAUUAUAAAGACCCAAGCUCUUGUAUGUUCUUUGAACCACUUUUAUCCACUCCCUUAAACAGGACUUUUCCUUUUUCCCUUCAGCAUAUAUGCAGAACAGUUAUUUGCAACUCUACAACAUAUGAUGGCAUUGAUGCUCUUCCUAUUCCUCCAUCUGUCAAGUUAUAUCUGAAGGAAUAUCACUAUAAAUCAAAAGUUAGAGUACUCAGGAUCGAUGUACCAGAGCAACAAAGCUAGAAUGUAUUUGGGGGGCGGGGGAAUAGGGGUUGUCUCUUGAUCUGAUAACGUUUGUGUUGUCCUUCCUCCCUUGCAUUUUUUUUCUAUGGCAAUUUGAAUCUUUUCUGUAGAUUAUUUACAGUCCAAAUUGAUCUCUGCCUGGGUCUUUCUGUCCAAAUGUACUUUGACUCUUCCUUCCACCCCUUUUUAGUCAACUCACUAGAGUCUGUGGUUUUUUGGUAAUGUUCAUACCCUAGGGUUUUAUGGAACUUCAGGUAGGUUUUCUAGGGUUUCCACAUAAGGAUAGUCUUUAGAUUUAAAAAUAAAAAUUCAUAUUUGAAUUUGAUCUGUCUUUUUAUAUUGUAAUUUGCAUAUGUUGCAGGCAUGUUUGAAAUGUAUGCACUGUAAACUAAAGAUUGACUAAUCUGUAUUUUCUAUCUUUUAAAAUGAGUGCUAAUGACCUAUAUAUAAAGUAAAAUUAAUCAGUCUAUUUCUAACACUAUUACUGUGUGUAAAAUAUUAUUUUGAUGGGCAGUUAUUGCUAUGAAUUUUUUUCUACUUUUUUUCUUUAAACACUUGUGACACAGCACUAUUUUAUCUUGCACUGUUAAUCCUGAAAAGAAGAUGGAUAACCUUCUUACUUCAUUCGUAGCGGGAGGGCUUUUUUUUAAAUAUGGUUUAGAAGAAAUAGCUACAGAUUGAUCAAAUGCUACAUCUCCCCAGACAAGAUUUCCAUUAUCCAUGCAUAAUUUCCUUGCUGCCAAAUUCUGUGUUCAAGGAAAUUAUGCAUGGAUAAUCCUCCAGAAAGCGGCACCAUUUUACAUUAUAUUUGUGUGGUCAUUUACAAACAUCAAACUCUUGCCUUCUUUUCAGUAAAGUUAUUCUGCUCAUACUUGAAUCAAUGGCACAAUCUCAGUGAACCUCAGUGUGUGCAGGUUUAGGCAUAGAAUUAGUCACUGUAAAUGGCAGAGGGGCCCAAUUCUGUAAGGUGCUGAGCACUCCACAAUCUCAUUGUCUUCAUUGAAGGGACUCACCACUGCUUAUGGCACUGGGCCCAGAUUAGCCAAUCUGUCAAAUGUGAUAAGUAAUAAUAUAGGUAACUAAAGUGAGCAUAUUGUUUUUCCCUUUAACCAUGUGGACAGUUUUGACAUGUUGAAUAAUCCCUUACGAAUUUAGGCCUUGAUCCUUUCCUUUGUGAUUAACUUGACUCAUGAGUAGUCUCUUUGACUUGAAUCAGAUCACUCACAUGCAGAAAUGUUUGCAGAACUGGAAGCUAAAAUAGCAUUUACAUUGUUUCUUUGGCCAUUUUAAUUUCAGCUGUCAGAAAAUUAUGUGAAUUUGUGGGCAGCAAAUCUCCCCUCCCACCAAAGUUGGAGACUGAGUAAUGCCGGGGUGGUUAUGCAAACUUUCCCCCACAGCUCCACUGAAGCACAGCAUUCCUUGCCUAAAAAUUCUUCUGUAACAUCAUCUUAAGGUUCAACCCAGACCAGUUAGGGGUUGUGUCAUUGCCUCCCUUGGAACUCUGGAUACCUUAAACGCUAGGCUGCUGUGGGUCACAGCCUGAAUGCCAACAGUCAGUCUACAAGCAUGCAGGUUACACCCGGGCUUCCACAGCCCAGUUACUGUUUGCAGAGUGAUGCCAGUGCCCCCCAAAUGCCAAAUUUCUUUAGCUGUCUCCCUGCGGCCUGCUCCUGGAACAGUCACAGAAGUUACCUUUGUUGCUCCUUUAAAGAGAAUAUGCUGCAGCUUGUUAAUUUGACUGAGGUUUGACAAACACUCUUACUUUAGUCACAGAACUGAAUUAAGUUUUAGUGUUAGAAGGGUAUUUUUACCUAUGACUUUUUGUUUAAUAAACUUGUUUUACUUUUACAGUUUAUUAAACAAAAAGUCAUAGGGUCAAAUUAUACACUAUUCUAUUUAUAUACAAAAUACAGAUAGAAAGGGUUACAAGCAAACAAAAGUAAAAAUACCCUUCUAAGACUAAAACUUAAUUUCAGCACGAUACAAUCAUUGCUGAAGUAGGUUUCUCACCUAUAUUCAGUUCCUCAAGUCUUUAACUCCUAUUGAACAUUUGACAUUGAAGGACCCAAUGUUCUUUGAUUUCAAAAGCUCUGGCCCCUUGAAUCACGCAAGUAAUGGAUCACUGUCUUUUUGCCCCCUUAUAUCACUCCAAAGUUCAUUGUCUCUGUUUCAAGAGUCAGGAAAGUUUCCUGUGGACUUCCUAUCCCCACGCUGAUUUGUAUGUUAGUAGGGCUUCUGUUUUUUUGAUUCUAGAUUGCUUAAUUAACAUUGGAGACUGGUAUAGAGCUCCUUCCCUCCUGGCUGAGAGAGAACUUUUUUGUCCCUGGGUUUGGUCACAUACUUUAAAGCAUAAUAUCAGUGAAUAUCCAAAAUUCCUCAUAUAGUGUUAAUGAAUACAUUUCACAAUUAUAUUAAUCACCAGCAUGUCAUAGGCUUUCAUAAGACUUUAUUCAAUAUACUUUUAUAAUACAGCAAUAUUGUUUACAAUCAAUUGAUUCAAUGGCUUAUGAUUUGAGGUUCAGACCCCCUGUCUUUAUUGACCAAUAAACUUUUGAAAUGUAUUCUCAGAUAAAGUAACUUUUCUCCUAUGGGGAAGAGAUGCCAUGCAGUCUGAGGAAGACUUCAUACUGGUUCCUCCCCCUGUUAGCUUGAUGGCUUUGUUUCCUUUUUACGUAAAGUACCUUCAGUAUUUCUGCCUGAGGACCAGGCUUGUCAGACAAGCAAGUUCGCAUUCCUUCAUCUAAGGCAGUCUAGGCUUACGCAUUUCUUGCCAAACACAUUUUAAGAACAUAAUUCUAGCACCUACUUAUAACUCUUUGUACACAUCCCAUACAUACACCACUCAGGAAUUUUAAUGAUCAGUGAGUUAUUAGUUUUCCAAUGAUAGAUUACUUGCCACCUUUUGGGUAUACAUCAUGAUGUUAGGUGUAGCGAGUAGGGCAGGCCUGACGAGUUGCUGACAGAAUAGCGAACCACUAAUAGGCCUCGGUGUCACAUCUCCUUUUCAGGCCUCAGCCGUCUCAGCGUAGAAAACACACUGAACUAGUCUGGUGUCCUUGUGAUGUGGACAUUUUUCAACUAGAGACUAAAAGGAGACCAUUGUGUUUGUUUUCACUUGUGGUUUAAAUUGGUUUUGAACCAAAGUCUCCAGGAAUAAAAUAUUAGUGCAUCAAUCCAUGUUAUUGCAUGAACAUAUGUUGAUGAAUAUGCUAUGGGGCAGAUUCUCAGCUGGUGUAAACUAUCAUAGCACAAUUGAUGAGUAUCAAAAGUUUACAUCAGUUGAGCCUCUGCCCCUGUAUGUGCAAAUGGCUAUUAGGGAACUGAUAUUUAUGAAACUAUCCAUAGCCAUCAAUGCAUACUUCCUUGUACUGCUUCAAUUCAAUUAACUUCAUUGAAUAGACCAGACAUUCUCUUUAAGAGGAUUCAUGAUUUUUUUUAAGCUAGUUCAUAUUAGGAAAUCUAUUUCUUCAUUAUCUAUUUCAUCCAUAAGACUGGAUGAAAAACGGGAAUCAUCUUUUGUUCCAUGUGUGCGUAGCAUCAAGCACAAUGGGAUAUUGGUCCAUGAUUGACUAAUAAAUAGUCCAAACCUAAAUUUAUCCAAAAUUUGCAGAGGCACUUUGCUUAAUCAAAGUGGUCUCGUUCAGAAACUCCAAUAUAAGCCAAGCACUUCAUAACUAAAGGAUUUCUUACUUAAGUGGAAUUGUUCAUCAUGUUUUCCACAACACUGUACAAAAACUAGAUUUCAACCCAUAAAAAUGAUCUAAUAUAUUUAAGUUCUUACACUGAACCCGUUAAGAAGAAAGAUGAGUGCUUUAAUGAAGGCUUACAAAGCGAAGACUAUCUUCAUUUUCAAGAACAAAAAUUGUCCCUUCACAACGAAAGGCCAUCAGACAAAUGUGUCUUGGAUGCAAUUUUACAGCCUGCUGCAUUUUUUCAGCUUUGUCUAUGUAUUUUUAUGCAGCCUUUAUAAUGGUGGCAUCUGUUAUAACACUGAAAUGAAACAGUAGCUUGGUUUAUUCCAGAUUUUUCUACAAUUUUAGGAGACUAAAUAGUUAAAUAGAAUAGCUAUUGUGUGUAUAAAAACAGAGCCUUUCAUGUGUGGGUUAAUUAAUCAUAACUGUUUAAAGUAACUAGAUAGGAACAAAAUUGCUGAGCGUGUUUUUUUGAAAAUUUGUGCAGGUUUUUGUUUUGUUUUGCCAAUUUAAUGUGAUUUUUUGCACCCCUGGGAUCUGACUGUGGGCGUGUAAUUUCACAAGACAAAACUUUUUUUACUGUGAAGCAUGUGAAAACUCAAAAAGCCCCUUUUGUUCAAAAAUUCAAACUGUCAAGUUUUUGAGAAAGAACCCUUUAAGAGGCUAUCUGGUUUAGAACAUCCUUGAGUUCUUUUUCCACCUCUGCCACUAACAAACUUGCUAAUAUGUUGUCUUAAAUACAAGGCCUAACACCACCUCUGUGACCAUACAAUUCAUCCAACUUGCGGAAGGCACUUUCAGUCCAAAUGCAGAAACGCCCAACAUGGCCACCUGGAGUAAGUCUCAAAAGAUUCAGCUUGUCUACAUUGAGAAGAGUAAUUCCUGGGAUAUUUCUAAAAGCCCUGAUGAUGCCA
Messenger RNA from Caretta caretta (loggerhead turtle), 6516 nucleotides. RefSeq names its product suppressor of cytokine signaling 4 (gene SOCS4). Gene Ontology annotation, cellular component: phosphatidylinositol 3-kinase complex. Gene Ontology annotation, molecular function: 1-phosphatidylinositol-3-kinase regulator activity. Gene Ontology annotation, biological process: intracellular signal transduction; positive regulation of proteasomal ubiquitin-dependent protein catabolic process; phosphatidylinositol phosphate biosynthetic process. Lineage: Eukaryota; Metazoa; Chordata; Testudines; Cheloniidae. The record is from RefSeq and is a predicted model, not a curated record.